Messenger RNA from Blastocystis hominis, 510 nucleotides. RefSeq lists its product as hypothetical. Gene Ontology annotation, cellular component: cytosol. NCBI's taxonomy places the organism in Eukaryota, Bigyra, Opalinata, Blastocystidae. The transcript is spliced from 3 exons. The coding region runs from base 1 to 510 and encodes 169 amino acids. The record is from RefSeq and is a predicted model, not a curated record. Gene Ontology annotation, molecular function: FMN binding; NADPH-hemoprotein reductase activity; flavin adenine dinucleotide binding.
AUGUUAGGAGAAAAAAUACAAAAUACAAUUUUAUUUAUUUUACUGGUGCUUUUAGAGAGAAUGCCUCUGCCUGAUAUGAUCUAUAUUUACUAUGGUUCCGAAAUGGGAACGGGAGAAGGUUUUGCUGAAGACUUGGGUAAAUUUUUAACCGAAAAGGGAAUAAAGAACACGGUUCUUGAUAUUGACGAAUUCGAAGAAUCUGAAAUUGUCGAACAGCCCCUGUGCAUCUUCUUCUUUUCGACUUACGGUUCCUCGCGAGCUUUCUUUGCAUGGAUGAAGAGCAACUGUGGUGAUCCUACCGUAAUGGCCAAAGUCCAGUACGCCAUGUUUGGUCUUGGUGAUCACAAUUAUCCCCACUACCAGUCAGCCUCGAUUCUUGCUGACGGACUGCUUCAGAAGAUGGGAGCGCGUCCUAUCAUGGAGCUUCGCAAGGGAGACGCUGCCGAAGACAUCGAUGGAGACUUCCAAACCUGGCAGAACGACCUCUAUCAGAAGCUUUUGACUUUGUAA